Molecule: messenger RNA, 2982 nt
Organism: Zychaea mexicana
Lineage: Eukaryota; Fungi; Mucoromycota; Mucoromycetes; Mucorales; Lichtheimiaceae
Product: Spb1 C-terminal domain-containing protein
Exons: 10
Coding region: 37-2676 (879 amino acids)
Biological process (GO): maturation of 5.8S rRNA from tricistronic rRNA transcript (SSU-rRNA, 5.8S rRNA, LSU-rRNA); maturation of LSU-rRNA from tricistronic rRNA transcript (SSU-rRNA, 5.8S rRNA, LSU-rRNA); rRNA methylation
Cellular component (GO): preribosome, large subunit precursor; nucleus; nucleolus
Molecular function (GO): rRNA (guanine) methyltransferase activity; rRNA (uridine-2'-O-ribose)-methyltransferase activity
Source: RefSeq, a predicted model, not a curated record
CUUGAACUCUUUUUUUUGGUUUAAUCACUUCCGAUCAUGGGUAAAAAGGGCCGUGAUAAGAAAUCGUCCAAGGGACGUUUGGAUAAGUACUAUCAUUUGGCCAAGGAACAAGGUUAUCGUGCACGUUCCGCGUUCAAACUUAUCCAACUCAACAAGAAAUAUGAAUUUCUCGAACGAGCUCGAGUAUUAAUUGAUUUGUGUGCUGCCCCUGGUGGUUGGCUUCAAGUCGCCACAAAGUACAUGCCAACGUCCAGUAUGAUUAUUGGUGUCGAUCUUGCACCAAUCAAACCGAUACCCAACGUCAUUACGUUCCAAGACGACAUUACCACUGACAAGUGCCGAACACACCUUCGCCAAGAAAUGAAGACAUGGAAAGCCGAUGUUGUACUUCACGACGGUGCUCCUAACGUCGGUGCUGCUUGGGCUCAGGAUGCUUACUCCCAAGUUGAAUUGGUACUUAUGUCAUUAAAGCUGGCUACAGAUUUUCUGUGCAAAGGCGGUACAUUCGUCACCAAGGUUUUCAGAUCCAAAGAUUACAACAAGCUGAUGUGGGUGUUCCAACAAUUGUUCGCCAAAGUGGAAGCUACCAAGCCCCCAUCGUCUCGUAAUGUCUCUGCCGAAAUUUUCGUUGUGUGUCGCGAUUACCUUGCACCUAAAAAGAUUGAUCCUCGCUUCCUUGACUCAAAGACCGUGUUUGAAGAACUGGAUGCUGGCGAGCCGGCUAAAGUUAGCGAUAUUUUUAGACCUGAGAAAGCGAAACGUCAACGUGAAGGUUAUGAGGAAGGAAAUUAUACUUUGCACAAGAAGAUUGAUGUCAUGGAGUUCAUAACAGCACAGGACCCUGUUGUAUUUUUGGGCACAUAUAACCAAAUGGUGUUUGAGUCUGACGAGUCAAGAAAACUCUUGAAGAAGAGUAUCACGACAGAAGAUAUCAAGGUGAACUGCGAGGAUUUGAAAGUAUUGGGCAAACGUGAUUUCAAGACGUUGCUCAAAUGGCGCUCUGAUCUGCGUGAAGAGUUUAAGCUUGAUGCAAAGGAGAAGGUUCAAGAAGUUGUUGUCGAGGAAGAACCGUUGGACGAAGACGAACAGUUGCAGGCCGAAUUGGAAAAUCUUACAAAAGAAGAAGCCGCUAAACGCAAACGUGCCAAGCGUAAGGCCAACGAGAAAAAGAUGAAAGACAUUCACCGCAUGCAACUCAACAUGACCGCACCUACCGACAUUGGUAUCGAUCAAAUGGGCGUUGAUGGCGAAUCAUUGUUCAGCAUCAAAAAGAUCGACAAGGAAACAGCUUUGACGCGCCUUCAAAAGGGCGACAUGUCUGUUGCAGAUGAUUUGGCUGAUGAUGUGAACGAUGAUGACACAGCGAUGGGUGGCGCUUUGAAGGGCCGGAUACAACAAAUGGAUACAAUGGUAGUUGACGGUAGCGAUUACGAAGACGAACUCGAUCAACAGCUUGAAGAUGACUAUGAGCGCUACAAGGAGCGAAAAGCCGAAAAGAAUCCCAAGCUUAGAGCCAAAAAGGCGCGACAAGAGUUCGAUGAAUGGCACGGUUUCGAUGGCAAGAACAAAGAAAAAGAUGAUGAUAUGUCAUCGGAUUCUGAUGACAGUGACAAUGACGACGAAGCCGAGGAGCAACAAGAGUCAAGCGAUGAAGAUUCGGAUAUUGAGCUGCAGCAGAUUGGUGCAUUAAGCGACGACGAUGAUGAUGUUUCAACUGCACGGUCCGUCCAAAAGCGUAAGACUGGAAACUCGUUGUUAAAUGAUCUCGGUCACAAGGCUGCAAUGGCCAAACGUACAGCCAGCGGUUUGUCCACGUCAGCAUCCAUGUUUUUCGACAGUGAUAUUUUCCAAGGCAUUGAUGGAUUGGAUGAGGAAGAUGAAGACGAUAGUAGCGAAGAAGAAAAGGAUACGCUACAAGCUGCCAUUGGUUCGAGAAAGCGGAAGGCUGAAGAGGAGUUACAACCUGAAGACGAGGACAACGAGGAUGACGAAGAAGAGAGCGACUUUGAAGUUGUACAAGAAGAUGACGAAUUUGCGGAUUCGGAUGACGAAAUGUGGAAUGGCGUAGAGGAUGAAAACUCAAAGGCUGUCAAGCGUGCUAAAGAGAAGGGUUUGGUUACCCCCGAAGCCGUGACAUUGGCUCUUCAAUUAGCUAACCGGGAAAAGACCAAGGCUGAUCUAAUCGAUGAAGGAUUCUCAAAAGAAGCAUUCCGGGACAAGACGGGACUCCCAGAAUGGUUUUUGGAUGACGAGGGCAAGCACAAUAAGCCCCAUUUACCAGUAACCAAGGAGGCCGUCAAGGCACUUCGAGAGAAGCUCAAGGCAUUGGAUGCUCGACCUAUCAAGAAGAUUGCUGAAGCCAAGGCCCGUAAGAAGAUGAAGAUGGCUAAGCGUAUGGCCAAGGCUGCAAAGAAGGCCAACGAUGUCGCAGACAAUCCCGACAUGACUGAGAAAGAAAAGCUGCAGUCCAUCAAUCGCAUUGUGGGGCGCGCUAGCAAGAGCAAACCAAAGAAGGCCGUCAAGUUGGUUGUGGCCAAGGGUGCCAAUCGUGGUAUCAAGGGUCGUCCUACGGGUGUUAAGGGCAGAUACAAGAUGGUGGAUUCUGUAAUGAAGAAAGAACUGCGUGCUGAAAAACGGCGAGAAAAGAAAAAGAAGAAGGGUGGUCGUAGAAAGUAACAGAAGCAAUCAGUCUUUUGUGUUUUUUUUACCCGCUUAUCUCAUUCAUAACAGUUUUCUCGCCAUCAUUACUUACACACACGCAUACGUAAUAUUCUUCACCGCACACUGUUUUUUUCAUCACAUAUCAACAAACACAUCUCAUCACUCAACACCUUCAAAAGAAAAAAAACCCGUCUGUACUCUAGUAAUCUCUUGUUAUUUUGCAUGUGUUACAGUUUUCAAUUCGCAUUAUAUUUUUUAUUCAUAUAUACUUAUUUUUGCUUUAUUAUAAAACAUAUCUGGCAGUGGUAUAUGGAUGAUAAU